Molecule: messenger RNA, 1041 nt
Organism: Symbiodinium sp. CCMP2456
Lineage: Eukaryota; Dinophyceae; Suessiales; Symbiodiniaceae
Source: the annotation of a GenBank genome assembly
AUGCAGGUGCGUUUUCAGUCCGAUUCCGUAUCGCAGGGAUUGUGGUCCCUGGUUCCCAACGGCCGCAUGGGCUGGGUUGUCACCUUAUUUGGAGUCCUGGCGGUGCUGUCCGUCUUUCCCAGCCACACCGGCGCAAUCGUGCACGCGCAGAAGGAUGCCCACGAAGGGGGAUCUGGGAAGCUGCGGACGGGAAUCGAUUGGGAAAAGGAGAACAAGCUCCCGCCCUGGAUGAGCUCCAUCACGGAGGGUGCCAGCCAAGCCAUCGCCGUGGUGCUGGGCCAGUCCUUGAAACCCGAUGGCUCAGCUCCCCAAGUCUUGCUGGACCGAGCUGCGAUGGCUCGGAAGCUGCUCCAAGAAGGGGCUGUCAUGAAGGUGGUGGUGUCUGGUGGAGAUCCCGCGAACGUGGGCCAUACCGAGGCCUCGAUGUUUGCGAAGGUCCUGGUAAGAGAAGGCAUUCCGGAGGAAGCUCUAAUUAUUGAGUCGCAGGCCACGACCACGGCCGAGAAUGCUUGGUUUCUGUUGCGCUGGAUCCCCAAGGGGACUGGCCGAUUGUUUAUCAUCACGUCGGACUUCCACAUGCCACGGGCCACUUACAUAUUCAAGUCAGUUCUCAACCAUUUCUACAUGAUGCUGGAGGAGAGGUACAAGAAAGACCCGAGGUGGACGAGCACGUCCAAAAGGUAUCCCCGGCUCGAGCUUCUGCAGGCGCCAACCGCGAGCUUCUGCGGCGCUGACGCGAACCGGAGCCGCGACCACGACACGGGAGCCGACAUCAACGACUUCUCGCUGGCGAAGCGUGCGCGUGACGAGUUGCGAUUCCUGGGCUCCGGGGAGGUGGUGAACGCGCUUUAUGGGGAGCCCGUGAGCAACAUCUUGUAUAUUUGGCCGAUUCAGAUCAAUGUGACCGAGGAUCCCGACUAUCACCGAACUUUCCCGGCGGCCCUGGCGGAAGCCGAGAAUACUGCGGAGGGCCUGUGUAAGUGCGUCUCUCCGCCUGAUGCAGGCGGCACGUGUUAUGGUCUAGGUAUUCUUGGGCGUUAA